Molecule: messenger RNA, 1755 nt
Organism: Suillus plorans
Lineage: Eukaryota; Fungi; Basidiomycota; Agaricomycetes; Boletales; Suillaceae
Exons: 3
Coding region: 1-1755 (584 amino acids)
Source: RefSeq, a predicted model, not a curated record
AUGUUCUCCAAGGGUGAUGAGCCGGAAGACUGGCAGAUUCGCAACAUGAGAAAUAGAGCAAUUUGGACUGCAUCACCGCACAGAUCGGCGGACUCACAUCCUGCGAACGGCGGGCAACGACUUGGAUCAGCAUGGCUCUUGCUCGAACGAGGAUCGACGGACUCACUCUCUGCGAACGGCGGGCAACGACUUGGAUCAGCAUGGCUCUUGCUCGAACGAGGAUCGACGGACUCACAUGCUGCAAACGGCGGGCAACGACUUGGAUCAGCAUGGCUCUUGCUCGAACGAGGAUCGACGGACUCACAUGCUGCGAACGGCGGGCAACGACUUGGAUCAGCAUGGCUCUUGCUCGAACGAGGAUCGACGGACUCACAUCCUGCGAACGGCGGGCAACGACUUGGAUCAGCAUGGCUCUUGCUCGAACGAGGAUCGACGGACUCACAUGCUGCAAACGGCGGGCAACGACUUGGAUCAGCAUGGCUCUUGCUCGAACGAGGAUCGACGGACUCACAUCCUGCGAACGGCGGGCAACGACUUGGAUCAGCAUGGCUCUUGCUCGAACGAGGAUCGACGGACUCACAUCCUGCGAACGGCGGGCAACGACUUGGAUCAGCAUGGCUCUUGCUCGAACGAGGAUCGACGGACUCACGAUCUGCGAACGGCGGGCAACGACUUGGAUCAGCAUGGCUCUUGCUCGAACGAGGAUCGACGGACUCACGAUCUGCGAACGGCGGGCAACGACUUGGAUCAGCAUGGCUCUUGCUCGAACGAGGAUCGACGGACUCACAUCCUGCGAACGGCGGGCAACGACUUGGAUCAGCAUGGCUCUUGCUCGAACGAGGAUCGACGGACUCACGAUCUGCGAACGGCGGGCAACGACUUGGAUCAGCAUGGCUCUUGCUCGAACGAGGAUCGACGGACUCACAUCCUGCGAACGGCGGGCAACGACUUGGAUCAGCAUGGCUCUUGCUCGAACGAGGAUCGACGGACUCACGAUCUGCGAACGGCGGGCAACGACUUGGAUCAGCAUGGGUCUUGCUCGAACGAGGAUCGGCGGACUCACAUCCUGCGAACGGCGGGCAACGACUUGGAUCAGCAUGGCUCUUGCUCGAACGAGGAUCGACGGACUCACUCUCUGCGAACGGCGGGCAACGACUUGGAUCAGCAUGGCUCUUGCUCGAACGAGGAUCGACGGACUCACAUGCUGCAAACGGCGGGCAACGACUUGGAUCAGCAUGGCUCUUGCUCGAACGAGGAUCGACGGACUCACAUCCUGCGAACGGCGGGCAACGACUUGGAUCAGCAUGGCUCUUGCUCGAACGAGGAUCGACGGACUCACAUCCUGCGAACGGCGGGCAACGACUUGGAUCAGCAUGGCUCUUGCUCGAACGAGGAUCGACGGACUCACGAUCUGCGAACGGCGGGCAACGACUUGGAUCAGCAUGGCUCUUGCUCGAACGAGGAUCGACGGACUCACGAUCUGCGAACGGCGGGCAACGACUUGGAUCAGCAUGGCUCUUGCUCGAACGAGGAUCGACGGACUCACAUUCUGCGAACGGCGGGCAACGACUUGGAUCAGCAUGGCUCUUGCUCGAACGAGAAUCGACGGACUCACAUACUGCGAACGGCGGGCAACGACUUGGAUCAGCAUGGCUCUUGCUCGAACGAGGAUCGACGGACGUACCACCUACAAGUAAACACUUGACAUCAAUGAUAGCAACCUUUGAACUUUCCAAUAAUCUUACCCAAAUAUGA